AUGCCGGGCCAGAGCGAGUCUCGGAGCCGGGAUCGCCAUGGACAGUCCCGCGAUCGGGCACGCGACCGUGAGCGCGAACGCCGUCGGGAAAGAGAACAGGACCGAGAACGCGAUGUUCAUGAAAGAUACGAUGAGGACGAAGGUAGAACAUCGAGUCCUGAAAAUAGGCGGAAAGAGAAGUACACAUUCCAGGGUGAAGAGGGUUACGAAUCUUAUGAGCGUGCACGAGAUGGAGAUAUAAGGGAUAGGGCGGACAACGAGGAGCAGGAAAGACGGCGUAGGGAACGAAGACGCAGACGAAGGGAAGAAGAGAAGUCCAAGGCGAAGGAGUCUCCUGCCACAGCGCCUGUCAGAAAGCGAGAAAGAGAUAGAGACCGCGAGGGGUAUCGGAGGCGGACGGAUCUUACAGAAGAUGAGAGGACUCCUACGAAGAGAACUAGAGAGCGACGAAAUCGGGAUAGAGAGGGAGAGAGUGAAGCCGAGGCCGAGGCUGAGACGAGAAGACGCAGACGACGUGAGAGACAGCAACAGAAAGACCUGGACCGAGAACGUGAAAUCGAAGCUGCUGCCGCUGUUAAUGUUGCGAGGAAGCAUAAGAGUAAAGAGUCGACUAGCAGUGCUUCUCACCUACUUAGUGCGGAUGCACUAACACGAAUGGCGUCUGGGUACGACGAGGAAGAUUUGACCGGGCAAUGGGAGCGACGAGACCGAGAACGAGACCAGGAACGUUCCAGAAAUCAAGACGAAAGUCGCAGGGAACGUCGGUCGCGCAAACGAGCCGCCUUAGCUGGUGCGGGCGCUGGUGCUCUUGGAGCUGAGAUUGCCGAAGGAAGGCCCAGACACAAGUCCGGCGCUCGUGUUGUUUCCGGUGCAUAUCUGGAAGAAGGGAGAAGUUCGGAUAUGAACGUCCGUCGCCGUGGCGGUGGAGGCUCCGGGAUAGAAGAGGCAUACAAGUAUGAGGAGAGCCGGGGGGGAAGUUAUGAUAGUGCUGGGGGACCACCAGCCUGGAAGGUCUGGAGCUCUUGGUCUAAGAAGAAGCGGAUUUACAUCGGAGCUGUCGCGGGAAUCCUGAUAUUGCUGGCCAUUAUCAUCCCGGUUGCAGUUUUUGAGUCCAAGAAAAAAGCAUCAGACUCAGGAUCUAGUUCUUCAUCGUCUUCAAGCUCGGAUGGCUUAACCGGUAAUUUGGAUAGUAUCACUCGUGAUAGCAUCCCUUCCUAUGCACAAGGGACAUACCUAGAUCCAUUCACUUGGUACGAAACCGAAGGCUUCAAUCUUACAUUUACCAACGAGACUGUGGGUGGCUUAUAUCUCAUGGGUCUCAACUCGUCAUGGGAGGAUACAGCUAGACCGAAUGACAAUGUACCACCACUGAAUGAGGCUUUCCCCUACGGCUCACAACCCAUCCGAGGAGUCAACAUUGGCGGAUGGCUUUCCAUUGAACCAUGGAUUACCCCAUCGCUGUUCGAUACCUACUCAUCUAGCGAUGGUAUUAUCGACGAGUGGACUUUGACCACGAAACUUGGUUCUGGCGCUUCAACGACGAUUGAAAAACACUACGCGACAUUCUACACCGAGCAAGACUUUGCCGAUAUCAAAGAAGCCGGCUUGGAUCACGUUCGCAUUCAAUACUCUUAUUGGGCGGUAAAAAUAUAUGACGGCGAUCCUUACGUGGCUAAAAUAGCAUGGCGAUAUCUCUUACGUGCAAUAGAGUAUUGCCGUAAAUAUGGCCUUCGGGUCAACCUCGACCUCCAUGGUAUUCCUGGCAGUCAAAACGGUUGGGAACACAGUGGUCAUCAAGGGAAUAUUGGCUGGCUGAAUGGCACAAAUGGUGAGCUCAACUCGAACCGGUCUCUGGAGAUCCAUGACCAAUUGUCAACCUUCUUCGCACAAGACCGGUACAAAAACGUCGUGACUAUGUACGGCGUUGUCAACGAGCCUUUGAUGCUCUCACUUUCCGUGGAGAAAGUCCUUGAUUGGACGAACCAAACAGCAAAGCUUGUUCGGAAAAAUGGCGUCAAUGCGACGAUCGUCUUCCAUGACGGAUUCCUCAAUCUUGACAAGUGGGACUCGAUGCUCAAGGAUCACCCAGAUGGCAUGUAUCUUGACACGCAUCAAUAUACUACCUUCAAUACCGGUGAAAUCGUGUUGAAUCAUACAGCCAAGAUAAACCUUAUUUGCAAUAGCUGGUAUCCCAUGAUAGAAGCUAUCAACAGCACCAGUGACGGAUGGGGACCUACAAUAUGUGGGGAAUGGUCACAAGCUGACACUGACUGCGCCAAAUACCUCAACAACGUUGGUCGGGGUACUCGUUGGGAAGGGACAUACGAUACCAGUUCUUCUACGCAGUACUGCCCAACCGCUGAUGAUGAGGGCGGUUGCUCCUGUGAUAGUGCCAAUGCCGCUGUAUCUGAGUAUUCGGACGCGUACAAAAAGUGGCUACUUUAUUAUGCGGAGGCACAAAUGUCUGUUUUCGAGACCGCAAUGGGCUGGUUCUAUUGGACUUGGCGAACAGAAUCAGCAUCGCAAUGGAGUUAUCUCACAGCAUGGAAGAAUGGAUUCUUGCCGACUAAGGCUUAUUCACCUACUUUCAAAUGUGGAGAUGAUGUACCUGAUUUUUCCAGUUUGGGCUUACCUGAAGACUAUUAA
This is a messenger RNA of Penicillium angulare, 2646 nucleotides long. RefSeq names its product putative exo-beta-1,3-glucanase (gene exg2). The record is from RefSeq and is a predicted model, not a curated record. Bases 1 to 2646 code for a protein of 881 amino acids. Gene Ontology annotation, cellular component: extracellular region; cell surface. The transcript is spliced from 3 exons. NCBI's taxonomy places the organism in Eukaryota, Fungi, Ascomycota, Eurotiomycetes, Eurotiales, Aspergillaceae. Gene Ontology annotation, molecular function: beta-glucosidase activity. Gene Ontology annotation, biological process: glucan catabolic process.